Messenger RNA from Cotesia congregata, 1173 nucleotides. The record is from the annotation of a GenBank genome assembly. NCBI's taxonomy places the organism in Eukaryota, Metazoa, Arthropoda, Insecta, Hymenoptera, Braconidae.
AUGAUUUUAGUGGUACUUACUGUCGCAGUAAUCCUGGCGGUGAUUGCCUAUUCUUUGACAAUAUCUAUAAACUCCAAAGAUUACUACGGCUACAUCUCCAAGUACAAUUACAAACUAUCGAACCGACGUCUAGCAGAGUUUUUGAACGGCAACAUAAUGUCGAACAUUCCGAACAUUAUCACCAACUCCAAGAACCCAACAGUCUGCUCAACAUCCUCCGCGAUCUUUUUAAUCAAGUUACCAGAUAACAUGACCCUGACAGACGACUAUGAGCUGCACAACGAAGGCACUGACGCAACUUACGACGCCGAGUGCGAUAAGAUCUGCCCAGGGUUGUCUCUUUACUCGUUGAUAAUCCGCGACCGUAAGAAACAAGAGAUAUUCGUGGCAAACAAGCAGCUCUACGAAGGAAUCUGGUGCGUCAGCAAGCGACCUCGCUGCAAUCUACGGACGACCUACGCUGUUAUGACGAUAAACAACGACGUAGUCUGCCGGUCCAGGUUUCCGAACUUAUUCGGGGGCCCGGAAGGGAACAAGAUAAUUGCCUGCAAUAACUCCCAAAUCUACCAUCCGAACAACAUCCUGAUGGACAAAAAGAAUAAUUGUCGGGUUAAUCCCCGAGAUAUCAACAUGACUCAUGAAGAUGAGCCGGUUAUUUCGACUGACCGCAAAUCCUUCAGAUUCGUGUGCGAAUUCGGCGGAACGGAUUCUCUCGGUAAUAAAUUCGUCCAACAUCCACUGAACCGAUUCCAUCCGAUGCGCAACCCCUGCACCAUGGAGAUACCUAAUGCCGAUGAAAACAACAAGUUUGAUGCUACAUCCGGUGAGUGCAAUUGUAGUUCAAGUAGUUACGAUGUCGGGAAUCGCGAUCCUUCGAACAAAAAGACUCCUUGCACUUCUUGUAGAACCAUUUGGAAUGAUAACGUACUGACAAUAAAGGAACCCUGCUUUCCUAAACAAUCAGUCUUCACCGAAGCUAGGCGCAAGUUACCUUGCUUCACUGGUAAGUCUGAUACUGUGUCGGCUCCCUGUAUACCUUUGUUUGAAGUUAAGAUGGAAAAAUACAUCGAAAGUACAUCGUCAGAGCCUCUUACAAAAUCGAUUGUAAUGCCACUAUUUACUGGCGACAAAACUAUGCGAGGAAAAAUCAAACUUAGUAAACGUUUAUAUUAA